Messenger RNA from Lynx canadensis (Canada lynx), 996 nucleotides. Its product is annotated as olfactory receptor-like protein OLF4. The record is from RefSeq and is a predicted model, not a curated record. Gene Ontology annotation, molecular function: G protein-coupled receptor activity; olfactory receptor activity. NCBI's taxonomy places the organism in Eukaryota, Metazoa, Chordata, Mammalia, Carnivora, Felidae. The transcript has a single exon. Gene Ontology annotation, biological process: G protein-coupled receptor signaling pathway. Gene Ontology annotation, cellular component: membrane.
AUGUUCAUUAUUGAGGAAAUUAGUCAUGCUAUUUUUUAGUUCCCUGGUAGUCACCUCCAGCACAUGGAAUCAGGAAAUGAUACACAAAUUUCAGAAUUUUUUCUUCUGGGAUUUUCAGAGGACCCAGCAUUACAGCCCCUCGUAUUUGGGCUUUUCCUCUCCAUGUACCUGAUCACUGUGUUUGGGAACCUGCUCAUCCUCCUGGCCGUCAGCUCUGACUCCCGCCUCCACACCCCCAUGUACUUCUUCCUGGCCAACCUGUCCUUUGUAGACAUCUGCUUCACCUCCACCACCGUCCCGAAGAUGCUCUGGAACAUCCGGACCCAGAGCAACGUCAUAACCUAUGAGGACUGCAUCACACAGAUGUAUUUUUUCAUACACUUUGCAGGAUUAGAAUUCUUUCUUCUGACCGUGAUGGCCUAUGACCGCUUCAUGGCCAUCUGUCACCCCCUACACUACACGGUCAUCAUGAACCCCCGGUUCUGUGGGCUGCUGGUUCUGGUGUCCUGGAUCAUGUGUGUCCUGAAUUCCUUGUUACAAAGUUUAAUGAUGUUGCGUCUGUCCUUCUGUACACAUUUGCAUGUCCCCCACUUUUUUUGUGAACUCAAUGAGAUGCUCCAGCUUGCCUGUUCUGACACCUUUCUUAGUAACUUGGUGAUGUAUUUUGCAACUGUGCUGCUGGGUGGUGCUCCCCUGGCUGGGAUCCUUUACUCUUACUCUAAGAUAGUUUCCUGCAUACGUAGGAUCUCAUCAGCUCAGGGCAAGUAUAAAGCAUUUUCCACCUGUGCAUCUCAUCUCUCGGUUGUCUCCUUAUUUUUUUGUACGAGUCUAGGAGUGUACCUCAGCUCUGCUGCUACCCAGAGCUCACUCUCAAGUGCCGCAGCCUCGGUGAUGUACACGGUGGUCACGCCCAUGCUGAACCCCUUCAUCUACAGCCUGAGGAACAGAGACAUAAAGAGGGCUCUGAAGAGAAUCAUUGGGGUUCCAGCAAUGUAA